Fusarium coffeatum is the source of this 684-nucleotide messenger RNA. RefSeq lists its product as uncharacterized. The record is from RefSeq and is a predicted model, not a curated record. NCBI's taxonomy places the organism in Eukaryota, Fungi, Ascomycota, Sordariomycetes, Hypocreales, Nectriaceae. Bases 1 to 684 code for a protein of 227 amino acids. The transcript has a single exon. Gene Ontology annotation, molecular function: monooxygenase activity; calcium ion binding.
AUGCCUGAGAGUGACACACGCAACUCUCACACCGCGACCAACGGGGUCAAUCGUCAUUACAAAAAGAGCACAUAUGCUCAAGUUUGUGAACCUCAUUCUGAAAAGCUCAGUCCUCUACAAAAACACGUCCAGUUCUGGGACCGCGACUCGGAUGGUGUCAUCUGGCCAUUGGACGUCUACAGAGGGUUUCGUCAGCUCGGCUUUGGCCUCUUCUUCUCAAUAGGCUCUCUCCUCAUUCCAAUCUUCUUCUCGUAUCCGACACGCUUAGGACAUAGCUGGAUACCAGAUCCCAUGUUCCGUAUUUACGUCAAUGACAUCAACAAAGCCAAGCACGGUUCUGAUACAGGGAUAUACGACUAUGACGGAAACUUCAACCAUGAAAGGUUCGAGCAGAUGUUUGAGCGGUUCGAUUCUUCAGGCCAAGGAGGAUUGACAGCUGAUGAUCUGCUGAGAUUAUGGAAGAAGGACCGAUGCGCGGCAGAUCCAGCAGGUUGGAGUUUUGCAUUCAUGGAGUGGUGGACGACCUACGUCUUGCUUCAAAAGGAUGGACUUGUACGCAGGGAGGAUUUAAGGGCAUGUUAUGAUGGGAGUCUCUUCUGGCAGAUCAAGGAUGAGAGGGAGAAAAGAGAUGGUUGUAUAGACAGGAAGAGCUUUGGUAUGAGGAAUUUCUUCGCUUCGCCCUAA